AUGUCACAAAUGUUGGACAGGGAUACUUGGGGUUCUCCUAACCAGGCCAGAGAGUGUCCUGACAGGGAUACUAGGGGUUCUCCUAACCAGGCCAGAGAGUGUCCUGACAGGGAUACUAGGGGUUCUCCUAACCAGGCCAGAGAGUGUCCUGACAGGGAUACUAGGGGUUCUCCUAACCAUGACAGAGAGUGUCCUGACAGGGAUACUAGGGGUUCUCCUAACCAGGCCAGAGAGUGUCCUGACAGGGAUACUAGGGGUUCUCCUAACCAUGACAGAGAGUGUCCUGACAGGGAUACUAGGGGUUCUCCUAACCAGGCCAGAGAGUGUCCUGACAGGGAUACUAGGGGUUCUCCUAACCAGGCCAGAGAGUGUCCAGACAGGGAUACUAGGGGUUCUCCUAACCAGGCCAGAGAGUGUCCUGACAGGGAUACUAGGGGUUCUCCUAACCAGGCCAGAGAGUGUCCUGACAGGGAUACUAGGGGAUCUCCUAACCAGGCCAGAGAGUGUCCUGACAGGGAUACUAGGGGUUCUCCUAACCAUGACAGAGAGUGUCCUGACAGGGAUACUAGGGGUUCUCCUAACCAUGACAGAGAGUGUCCUGACAGGGAUACUAGGGGUUCUCCUAACCAGGCCAGAGAGUGUCCUGACAGGGAUACUUGGGGUUCUCCUAACCAUGACAGAGAGUGUCCUGACAGGGAUACUAGGGGUUCUCCUAACCAGGCCAGAGAGUGUCCUGACAGGGAUACUAGGGGUUCUCCUAACCAGGCCAGAGAGUGUCCUGACAGGGAUACUAGGGGUUCUCCUAACCAGGCCAGAGAGUGUCCUGACAGGGAUACUAGGGGUUCUCCUAACCAGGCCAGAGAGUGUCCUGACAGGGAUACUAGGGGUUCUCCUAACCAGGCCAGAGAGUGUCCUGACAGGGAUACUUGGGGUUCUCCUAACCAGGCCAGAGAGUGUCCUGACAGGGAUACUAGGGGUUCUCCUAACCAGGCCAGAGAGUGUCCUGACAGGGAUACUUGGGGUUCUCCUAACCAGGCCAGAGAGUGUCCUGACAGGGAUACUAGGGGUUCUCCUAACCAGGCCAGAGAGUGUCCUGACAGGGAUACUUGGGGUUCUCCUAACCAGGCCAGAGAGUGUCCUGACAGGGAUACUAGGGGUUCUCCUAACCAGGCCAGAGAGUGUCCUGACAGGGAUACUUGGGGUUCUCCUAACCAUGACAGAGAGUGUCCUGACAGGGAUACUAGGGGUUCUCCUAACCAGGCCAGAGAGUGUCCUGACAGGGAUACUUGGGGUUCUCCUAACCAGGCCAGAGAGUGUCCUGACAGGGAUACUUGGGGUUCUCCUAACCAGGCCAGAGAGUGUCCUGACAGGGAUACUAGGGGUUCUCCUAACCAGGCCAGAGAGUGUCCUGACAGGGAUACUAGGGGUUCUCCUAACCAGGCCAGAGAGUGUCCUGACAGGGAUACUAGGGGUUCUCCUAACCAUGACAGAGAGUGUCCUGACAGGGAUACUAGGGGUUCUCCUAACCAGGCCAGAGAGUGUCCUGACAGGGAUACUAGGGGUUCUCCUAACCAGGCCAGAGAGUGUCCUGACAGGGAUACUUGGGGUUCUCCUAACCAGGUCAGAGAGUGUCUUGACAGGGAUACUAGGGGUUCUCCUAACCAGGUCAGAGAGUGUCCAGACAGGGAUACUAGGGGUUCUCCUAACCAGGCCAGAGAGUGUCCUGACAGGGAUACUUGGGGUUCUCCUAACCAGGCCAGAGAGUGUCCUGACAGGGAUACUAGGGGUUCUCCUAACCAGGUCAGAGAGUGUCCUGACAGGGAUACUAGGGGUUCUCCUAACCAGGCCAGAGAGUGUCCGGACAGGGAUACUAGGGGUUCUCCUAACCAUGACAGAGAGUGUCCGGACAGGGAUACUUGGGGUUCUCCUAACCAGGCCAGAGAGUGUCCGGACAGGGAUACUAGGGGUUCUCCUAACCAUGACAGAGAGUGUCCGGACAGGGAUACUAGGGGUUCUCCUAACCAGGCCAGAGAGUGUCCUGACAGGGAUACUUGGGGUUCUCCUAACCAGGCCAGAGAGUGUCCUGACAGGGAUACUAGGGGUUCUCCUAACCAGGCCAGAGAGUGUCCUGACAGGGAUACUAGGGGUUCUCCUAACCAGGCCAGAGAGUGUCCAGACAGGGAUACUAGGGGUUCUCCUAACCAGGCCAGAGAGUGUCCUGACAGGGAUACUAGGGGUUCUCCUAACCAGGCCAGAGAGUGUCCUGACAGGGAUACUAGGGGAUCUCCUAACCAGGCCAGAGAGUGUCCUGACAGGGAUACUAGGGGUUCUCCUAACCAUGACAGAGAGUGUCCUGACAGGGAUACUAGGGGUUCUCCUAACCAUGACAGAGAGUGUCCUGACAGGGAUACUAGGGGUUCUCCUAACCAGGCCAGAGAGUGUCCUGACAGGGAUACUUGGGGUUCUCCUAACCAGGCCAGAGAGUGUCCUGACAGGGAUACUAGGGGUUCUCCUAACCAGGCCAGAGAGUGUCCUGACAGGGAUACUAGGGGUUCUCCUAACCAGGCCAGAGAGUGUCCUGACAGGGAUACUAGGGGUUCUCCUAACCAUGACAGAGAGUGUCCUGACAGGGAUACUAGGGGUUCUCCUAACCAUGACAGAGAGUGUCCUGACAGGGAUACUAGGGGUUCUCCUAACCAGGCCGGAGAGUGUCCUGACAGGGAUACUUGGGGUUCUCCUAACCAGGCCAGAGAGUGUCCUGACAGGGAUACUAGGGGUUCUCCUAACCAGGCCAGAGAGUGUCCUGACAGGGAUACUAGGGGUUCUCCUAACCAGGCCAGAGAGUGUCCUGACAGGGAUACUUGGGGUUCUCCUAACCAGGUCAGAGAGUGUCUUGACAGGGAUACUAGGGGUUCUCCUAACCAGGCCAGAGAGUGUCCUGACAGGGAUACUAGGGGUUCUCCUAACCAGGUCAGAGAGUGUCCUGACAGGGAUACUAGGGGUUCUCCUAACCAGGCCAGAGAGUGUCCGGACAGGGAUACUAGGGGUUCUCCUAACCAUGACAGAGAGUGUCCGGACAGGGAUACUUGGGGUUCUCCUAACCAGGCCAGAGAGUGUCCGGACAGGGAUACUAGGGGUUCUCCUAACCAUGACAGAGAGUGUCCGGACAGGGAUACUAGGGGUUCUCCUAACCAGGCCAGAGAGUGUCCAGACAGGGAUACUAGGGGUUCUCCUAACCAUGACAGAGAGUGUCCGGACAGGGAUACUUGGGGUUCUCCUAACCAGGCCAGAGAGUGUCCUGACAGGGAUACUAGGGGUUCUCCUAACCAGGCCAGAGAGUGUCCUGACAGGGAUACUUGGGGUUCUCCUAACCAGGCCAGAGAGUGUCCGGACAGGGAUACUAGGGGUUCUCCUAACCAGGCCAGAGAGUGUCCGGACAGGGAUACUUGGGGUUCUCCUAACCAGGCCAGAGAGUGUCCUGACAGGGAUACUAGGGGUUCUCCUAACCAGGCCAGAGAGUGUCCUGACAGGGAUACUAGGGGUUCUCCUAACCAGACCAGAGAAGCCUGCUCCUUCAACACUACGUUCAAACCACCCUGCUCCAUCCCUUUUAUAUAUAACUAA
Pecten maximus is the source of this 3624-nucleotide messenger RNA. RefSeq names its product spore wall protein 2-like. The record is from RefSeq and is a predicted model, not a curated record. NCBI's taxonomy places the organism in Eukaryota, Metazoa, Mollusca, Bivalvia, Pectinida, Pectinidae. Bases 1 to 3624 code for a protein of 1207 amino acids. The transcript is spliced from 2 exons.